Messenger RNA from Fusarium mangiferae, 18012 nucleotides. RefSeq lists its product as uncharacterized. The transcript is spliced from 2 exons. Lineage: Eukaryota; Fungi; Ascomycota; Sordariomycetes; Hypocreales; Nectriaceae. Gene Ontology annotation, cellular component: fungal-type cell wall. The record is from RefSeq and is a predicted model, not a curated record. Gene Ontology annotation, biological process: cell adhesion. Bases 1 to 18012 code for a protein of 6003 amino acids.
AUGUUGUUGUCACGGGGGCUGCUAGCCUCUACACUCCUUCUCGCCGUCAAGGCACAAGAUGGUAUCGACCAAGCCGCAGUCAACAUUGCUACAGGAUUUGCGGAGACUCUCAUUCAACAUGCUUAUACUACUCUCAACGAAGAUUCAGGAGGUUCUGGUGAUGCUGGAAGCGGUGGAAAUCAGGGCCAAGCUUUCGAUGCGAGUUUACUCGACAAGCAACAGAAUGCAGCCGACAACGAUGCCACCGUCACUCAGGUCAUACAGGGCCAAGUUACUGUCGAGACAUACACUCGCCCCGGAGGAGUACUAUUCCCCGUGACACUCCUUCCACACCCAAGAAUUACGCUUGCUCCGACCCGUAAUGAUCCUUAUGAAAGGAUUAUCCAGGCCUAUACUGGAGGUAAUGAUGCCACUACAAAUCAGGAAAUCACAAUUGCCGAACCCUCGGGAACAAACCCGGGUACUAUUAUCGUUGAUGUUCCUGGUACUGCUUAUUCUUCUUUCUCAUCUGGCCAAGCCGGCGCGUUGACAAUCCCUCCUUCAAACGACAACCCGACAGCCACGAUUAUUUCGGCAUUGCCUAGUGGUGUUGCCAUUACUGGCGAGGCUACGAGGACAAUUCCAGCGGCCGGAAAUGCCCCUGCGACUGUUGUUAUCCAGACUCCUUGGGCAGACGUGCCACCAAGCACUCCUGGCGUUGGAGGUGCUGGCGCUGGUGGUGCCGUUGGUGGCAACGCUGGAGGCAGUACAUCCAAUGUUUUGGUGAUUCAAACAUACACCGGAACUGAGUACAUCACCCAGGCUCGAGUUUCCACCAUUGUUGGUUCUGGAGGCGAUCAGGGCACAGUAGUUGUCCAGAUCCCUCCAGGUAACCAGAACCCCGGUGGUGCUGUCACGAUUCCUCCAAGCGACGGUGGCCAUUUCACCACGAUUGUCAGGCAAUACACAGGAGCUUCUGCUAUUUCAACUCCUGUCACAAUCCUUGUCCCAACCUCGGCCGGCCAGGAUGGAACAAUCAUCAUCGAGACGCCUGGACCUUCGAGCUCAGCUGGCACCGGUGGAGAUAGUGAUCUCCCUGAAAAUCAACCGCAGGUUAUUCCACCCAGCGGCGAUAACCCUUAUUCUACGAUCUUGAGGCCUCACGCCGGUUCCGACCAGAUUACCGAACCUGUUACGUAUACUGUGCCUCCAUCUGGUACUAACGCAGGAACGAUUAUAAUCGAGACUCCAGCUGUGCGCGCUGGUCAGCAGGUCAUCACGCUUCCAUCUGACCCUAGCAGUGGUUAUAUUACCAUUGUUAGACAGCCAAACAGUGUUAUAACUGCACCCAAUACUAUCACAAUCGCACCCUCUGGUGGUCAGCCAGGAACUAUUAUUAUCGAGACUCCUGCCCCUCAACCCGGCGAUGUCGAGAUUACAAUUCCUCCUGGUCAAGAUGGCUCUUUCGUGACCAUUAUCCAAGGUCCUACAGGAUCCAAUGCUGUCACAGUCCCUAACACAAUCACAAUCACUGGGGCUCCUGGCCAACCUGGAACAAUCAUCAUCCAGACUCCAGUGCCGUCUGGAGGUGGACAGAUCACCCGAGGCCCUGGUGAUCCUUUCACUAUUCCUGCUGGAUCGGGUCAAUAUGUCACUAUUUUCCGACCUCAUAGCGGUGAUCCAAUUUCGGUUCCGAUUACGCUCACCCAGCCAGGUACGAAUGGUCAACCAGGCACUAUCAUUAUUGAGACGCCUGAUCCGACCACAUCUGCACCAGGAAGUGGGCCUAUUACCAUUCCUGCUGGAGGUAACAGCCCUUAUGUGACUAUCUAUAGGCCACAUAGUGGAAGCCCUAUCAGCGCACCGGUCACGAUCACCAUCCAACCCAGCGGUACCCAGCCGGGGACUAUCAUCGUUGAGACACCAAUACCAACGCUUGAGACCCCUAAGGGCCAGAAUGCGGUUACUUCCCCUGCUGCGGGUGGCCAACCGAUCACCAUCCCUCCCAGCAAGAACAACCCGUAUGUCACCAUCUACCGCCCUCAUACAGGUGACCCCAUUACCGUCCCCAUCACCAUCACUCAGUCUCCCUCAAACGGACAGCCUGGGACCAUCAUUAUUGAGACUCCAGCCCCGCCAGCUGACACCGUCACUGAGACUGAACCUGGUGCGACCGUGACGGUUCAACCUGAUAACCCUGGUGGAUACACAACCAUAUAUCGACCGCAUACGGGCGACCCAAUCUCUGAGCCUAUCACUGUCACAACGAUUAAUGGUUCGAAUGGCCAGCCAGGAACCGUUAUAAUUGAGACUCAAGGCCCCUUCACGGUCACUGCCACUGGCCCCGGUGGCACUGCCACUAUCUACACUCCUGGAUCAGAUUCCAGCACCACAGUUACGAAGACCGUCACCUUGACAGCUUCUGGAGGUCAACAAUCUACCGCAGUUGUUAUUGAGACUCCACCUCCAAUAAAGGUUCAACCCACAACUGCAAUGGUUACGGUGACUGGCCCUGAUGGAUAUGUCACGGUCACUGAACAGUACACCGGGACGAGUGUUAUUACGGCCAUCUUUACUACCACAAUCACUGGAUCUGGCACAAAUCCUGGCACGGUUUUCAUAGAGACACCGCCACCAGUCAAGUUCGCUCCCACUUCAACGGUUUCUGGCACCGACAACUAUGUCACUGUCUAUGAACCGUUCCCCGGCCCAGGCAUCAUUACGGCACCCAUUACCGUUACGCAGGCCACUCCUUCCGGUGGGCAGCCGGGUACAGUGAUUAUCCAGACUCCUGUUGUGGACACCCCCACGACUACAUCAUUGCCAGAUCCUACUACUACUCAGGGACCUGAUGGUUAUGUCACUGUGUAUCUUCCGUUCCCUGGACCUGGUGUCAUUACCACGUCCUAUACCAGGACACAGGCCCCUUCAGGUGGAAAUCCUGGAACUGUUUUUAUUACAACGCCAGCCCCUCUACCUGCUACAUCUUCUGAGGCAAAUCUUCCUAGUACAACCUCUGGAACAGACGGCUAUGUGACAGUUUUUAUCCCAUAUCCGGGACCGGGCGAGAUCACUGCGCCCAUCACCAGGACUCAGCCACCAGCAAAUGGCCAACCUGGUACUGUCUUCAUUACCACACCUGUCCCUGUGUUCACUACACCGAAGCAGAUGAACGGGUUGACUUCAACGUCUCAAGGAACGGAUGGUUAUGUCACAGUUUUUGUUCCUUACCCAGGACCAGGCGAGAUCACUGCACCCAUCACAAGCACCCAGCCGCCUGCCAAUGGCCAGCCUGGUACUGUUUGGAUCACUACACCUGUUCCUGCAUUCACUACACCAAAGCAGAUGAACGGGUUGACUUCCACUUCCCAAGGACCAGAUGGCUAUGUGACAGUAUUCCUGCCCUUCCCCGGCCCAGGUGUAAUUACUGCUCCUAUCACAAGUACCCAGCCCCCUGCUAACGGCCAGCCCGGAACCGUUUUCAUCACAACGCCAGCACCGCUGUCCACUGAUCAGCAGAAUGUGGCAACCACUACACCUGGUGAUGAUCAAUAUGUGACCGUUUUCCUGCCCUUCCCGGGUCCUGGUAUUAUCACUGCACCUAUUACCCGCACCCAGGCACCGUCUGGUGGCAACCCAGGAACUGUGUUUAUCACGACACCGGCUCCUGAGACUACGGCCCAGCCCCAGACUUCUGCCCUUACUACGGAUAACUAUAUCACCAUUUACACCCCUUUCCCAGGACCAGGUGUAAUCACCGCACCUAUCACUAUUACCAAGACACCAUCUAAUGACCAGCCCGGAACAGUCCUUAUUGAGACACCUGUCCCAGUGAGCUCUAGUGCCGAUACCUACGUGACAGUCUACAGGCCCUACCCAGGUCCUGGAACGAUCACUGCACCAAUAACCCUGACUCAGGCUCCUUCCAACGGCCAGCCUGGUACGGUGUUUAUCGAGACUCAGCCAACAGAAACGCCGACUCCAACAACGCAAACUACUGAUGGUUCUACUCCUCCUAUUGCCAUCCCUCCUGAUCCGACUGGUUCUUAUGUGACAAUCUAUCAUCCCGGCCCUGGCCAGAUUACAUCUCCCAUCACAUACACUCAAGCCCCUGUUUCUGGACAGCCUGGUACAAUUAUCAUCGAGACUCCCAAUCCUGAUGCCAAUACUGCCACCCAGACAGGCCCAGUUACUGUCCCCACUGGGAGCAACAAUCCAUAUGUCACGGUAUAUAAACCCUACCCUGGCCCCGGCAACAUUGAUCAGCCUAUCACUAUUACUGCUGCGACCCCCACAGGUGACCAGCCAGGCACGAUCAUCAUCGAGACACCUACACUAGAGGUCAACACCAAGUUUGCCCCGUCGCCAACUUCUUCGUCGCCAGUUACCAUUCCGGCUGACAACAACAACUAUGUCACUGUCUAUAGGCCACACACUGGAUCUCCGAUCACUGUGCCAAUUACUGUCACUACCAUUGCACCUUCAGGAGGACAGCCUGGCACCGUGAUCAUUGAGACGCCAGCACCCGAGUCUCAGUCAGAGGCCCAGCCUACAACCACAGACAGCCCGCCUGUCACCAUUCCCCAAGGUCAAGACGGAUACGUGACAGUCUACCGCCCGUAUCCCGGUCCUGGUGUUAUUACAGCCCCAGUCACUGUGACCACUAUUGCGCCGACUAAUGGUCAACCUGGAACUGUGAUCAUCGAGACACCUGCUCCUGAGGUUCCAACUUCUUCCUCAUCUGAUGAGCCCCAGACCACAGCUUCUGCUGUCACCAUUCCCGCUGAUAACGCUGGCUAUGUGACUGUAUACAGACCUUACCCAGGACCUGGAACAAUCACCGCCCCUCUUACCGUUGGAACUGUUGCACCAACUAAUGGCCAGCCUGGAACGGUCAUAAUUGAGACACCUGUGCCUCAAGCCGCGCCGGAGACCACCUUAGCACCCGAAGUUACUUCUACUCAGGGAACUGAUGGUUAUAUCACGGUCUUUCGGCCAUACACUGGCACUGGUCUCAUUACAGCGGCUAUUACUGUCUCUACCAUCCCUCCCUCUAAUGGUCAACCAGGAACUAUCAUCGUCGAGACACCUGUGCCUCAGGAUCCAACGACCACAACUAGUGAUGCUGCGCCUGUCACCGUUCCACCAGGACCCGGAAAUUCGUACGUGACGGUUUAUAGACCUCAUACGGGUACUGACAUUAUCACGGCACCUAUGACGGUUACUACUAUUGAAGGAGUUAACGGUCAGCCCGGAACCAUCAUUAUUGAGACACCAGUACCUCAGGCGGCAACCUCGACAGAUGAAUCUACCGAGGCUGCACCUGUGACUAUUCCACCCGGUCCAGACAGCUCCUACAUCACUGUCUAUAGACCACAUACAGGAAGUGAUGUCAUUACGGCACCUGUGACCGUAACUACUAUCCAAGGCGUCAAUGGACAGCCGGGAACAAUCAUUAUCGAGACUCCCGCGGCCCAGGAUACUAACGCACCUAGCACUGGCCCUACAAGCCCUGGCAGUACCUAUGUCACCGAAUAUCGUCCAUAUCCUGGACCAGGAAAUAUAGAUCAGCCUAUCACGGUUACAACUAUCGAGCCCUCCAACGGGAACCCAGGAACUGUUGUCAUCGAGACACCUACUCCAGAUGUCAACACGAAGGUUGCUCAGCCUCCGCUUACCCUCGAUCCUGGCCCAGGCGAUCAGUAUAUUACUGUCUACAGACCAUACACAGGUACUGGGGUCAUCACUGCACCUGUCACCGUUAGUACCAUUGCACCUUCAGGUGGCCAGCCCGGAACAGUUAUCAUUGAGACUCCUGAACCGGAAACUCCUGGCUCUAAUCCAACAGUGACCUUGCCCGCUGGCCCUAAUGAGUCUUACAUUACGGUGUUCCGACCUCAUACGGGUACUGAUGUGAUUACUGGCCCUGUCACGAUUACAACUAUCGCACCCGCCAAUGGUCAGCCCGGCACUGUCAUCAUCGAAACUCCUGUUGAGUCUGAGCCUGCCUCUACCCCGGCCCCUGUUGAUUCAGCAACGAGCGCUCCUCCUCAAGCUACUUAUGUUACGGUUUAUCGCCCUCACACUGGGGCAGACCGCAUCACUGCGCCCGUUACUGUCACAACCAUCGAGCCUUCAGGAGAUCAGCCGGGAACGGUCAUCAUUGAGACCCCUGAUCAAGAUUUGCCUCCUGUCACAACCUCGGCUGGACCUCUUGCCACCUAUGUUACUGUUUACCGACCUUACACAGGAGCAGACAGGAUCACAGAACCUGUCACUAUCACGACUAUUGAGCCGACCAACGGCCAGCCCGGUACAGUUAUCAUUGAGACUCCAGGACAGCAAGCGCCUCCUGUGACGACCACCCCUCCCCCUGCUACUUACGUAACUAUCACUAGACUCUACACUGGGACAGACCAGAUUACAGAACCAAUCACGACCACUAUACCUCCACAAGGUGAUCAGCCCGGUACUGUGAUCAUUGAGACUCCAGGCCAGCAAUUGCGGCCGGUAACCUCAACGCCUGGUCCUGCUUCAUAUGUGACCAUCACCAGGCUAUACACCGGUACAGAUCAGAUCACAGGGGCUAUAACGAGCACUAUUCUCCCUCAGGGUGACCAGCCUGGAACUGUCAUUAUUGAGACGCCUGGCCAACAAGUGGCCGCUAUGACCUCCUCUUCCGUACCUCCUUCUUAUGUGACAACGACGGUUCCCUAUACUGGCACUGAUCAGAUUAGCGUGCCUAUUGUUACUACUGUCUCUCCCCAAGGCGACCAGCCGGGAACUGUCAUCGUUGAAACACAGGCUCCGUUUGUGACAGUCUAUCGUCCGCAUACAGGGCCGGAUCAGAUCACCGGUCCAGUCACCGUCUCGACCAUUGCUCCCACAGGAGAUCAGCCUGGCACGAUCAUCAUUGAGACUCCUGGCGCGGCCCCUGCUGUCACAACUACACCACCUGCGCCAUCAUACGUCACUAUCACUACUCUGUUCACUGGAACAGAGAUACUCAGCGAGCCCACUACCGUCACUACGAUCCCCCCUCAAGGAGAUCAACCUGGUACUGUCAUUGUUGAGACACAAGGUCCUUUCAUGACAAUUUCAACACUUUAUACUGGAACAGGUGUAAUCACAGCGCCGACUGCCCUCACAACGAUUCCUCCACAGGGUGGACAGCCUGGAACUGUUGUUAUUGGAACACCAGGAUCAUACGUCACAUCGACUGUUCUGUAUACCGGAUCUGACUCGAUUACUGGCCCCACAGCGUUGACAACCAUUCCACCCCAAGGUGAUCAACCGGGCACGGUCGUUGUGGGAACUCCCGGAUCUUAUGUCACAACAACGGUGCUUUACACUGGCACCGAUUCGAUUACUGGGCCUACAGCUCUCACAACGGUUCCCCCUCAAGGCGACCAGCCUGGCACCGUUGUCAUUGCCACGCCCCCUUCGUAUGUCACGACAACUAUUCCUUACACUGGAACCGAUCAGAUCACUGCGCCAAUCACAGCUACUACCAUCCCUCCCUCAGGGAACCAACCCGGAACUGUUGUCAUCGAGACCCAGGCCCCAUUUGUCACGAUUUAUCGCCCUCACACUGGUAUCGACAGAAUCACUGCGCCUGUUACGGUUUCGACCAUCGCCCCAUCUGGUGACCAGCCAGGUACGAUUGUGGUCGAAACCCCUGGCGCAGAACCCCCUGUCACUACAUCGCCUCCUGCUCCAACAUACACGACACUUUAUGAGGAGUACUCCGGCACCGAUGACAUUACUGAGCCUUUCGUCAAGACUACUAUUGAGCCACAAGGUGACCAGCCCGGCACCAUUAUCUUUGAUACUCCUGCCCAGCGAGUCGUGUCCACCAGUGCUGCACAGCCUUCCUAUGUUACGGUUUACCAGCCUCAUUCUGGCCCAGACAGAAUCACUGCCCCUGUUACUGUCACAACUAUUCCUCCACAGGGAGAUCAGCCGGGCACUGUUAUCAUCGAAACACCAGGUUCGGAGCCUGCCAUCACGUCGACGCCGGCCCCUGAGCCAUCUUAUAUUACAGUGUAUCAGGCCCAUACUGGGCUCGAUAGAAUUACUGAGCCCGUCACUAUCACAACCAUUCCUCCCCAAGGCGAUCAGCCAGGUACCGUGAUCAUUGAGACACCAGGUGCAGAACCCCCUGUAACAUCAGGACCUACGCCCGAACCCUCCUAUAUCACAAUCUACCAGCCACAUACCGGCUUUGAUAGAAUCACCGAGCCUGUCACACUUACGACGAUCCCUCCUCAAGGCGACCAGCCUGGUACCGUGAUCAUUGAGACACCAGGAGCGGAGCCUUCUCUGACGUCGGGACCUGCCCCGGAGCCUUCAUAUGUGACGAUCUAUCAGCCACAUACUGGAUCUGAUAGAAUUACUGAGCCUGUUACACUUACAACUAUCUCUCCCCAAGGAGAUCAGCCAGGCACGGUUAUCAUUGAAACCCCUGGCUCGGAGCCCCCUCUUACUUCAACCCCAGCUGCUGAGCCUUCAUAUAUCACGAUCUAUCAGUCAUAUACUGGUACAGAUCAGAUAACAUCUCCAGUUACACUGACCACUAUCGAACCAUCCGGGGAUCAGCCUGGAACCGUCAUCAUCGAAACGCCUGGAUCCGCGCCUCUAGUCACAUCAGCCCCUGCGCCUGAACCUUCAUACGUGACAGUCUAUCGACCGCACACGGGCGCGGAUCAGAUCACUGCACCAGUUACCAUCACCACCAUUGAGCCUCAAGGAGACCAGCCAGGAACUGUGAUCAUUGAGACACCUGGCUCUGAGCCAGCAGUGACCUCUUCACCAGAACCUGCUCCUCAGCCCUCAUAUGUGACAGUAUAUAGACCUCAUACUGGUGCUGACCAGAUCACUGCACCGAUCACAAUCACGACAAUCGAACCUCAAGGGGACCAGCCAGGAACCGUGAUCAUCGAGACACCAGGCUCUGAGCCUCCUGUUACCUCGACACCAGCUCCCUCAUAUACCACCAUCUAUGAGCCUUACACUGGUACAGGAGAGAUUACAGGCGAAGUUACCGUCACAACCAUUCCUCCCCAGGGUGAUCAGCCAGGUACUGUCAUCAUUGAGACACCGGGUCCGCAAACCGCAAACAAGGGAGCGAACCCUCCUCUGACUAUUCCUGCUGGAGACGAUAGCUACGUGACGGUCUUCAGGCCUUACACAGGAACCCCUAUGAUAACAGCGCCCGUCACGGUUACGACCAUCUCCCCGUCUGAUGGCAACCCAGGGACUGUUAUCAUUGAAACACCAGCACCUGAAGCCGCAGCUACCUCGGCACCCGAGGAUGUUUAUGUUACCGUCUACACCAUUUACACUGGCACUGGUCAACUUACGGCGCCAAUUACUGUCACAACCAUUGCUCCUGUCUCUGGAACCGGUACUAUCAUCGUUGAGACUCAGGCCGAGGCUACUACUCCCCCGCCUGUCACGAUCCCGCCUAGUGACAAUAGCCCCAACAUCACCAUUGUGCGUCAGUAUCCUGGCCCAGGAGUCAUCACCGCCCCUGUGACCUCGUACGAGCCGCCAAGUACGCCUGGACAGCCUGGAACGAUUAUCAUAGAGACGCCAGCCCCCGUUUCUGAGACUACAUCUGAGGCACCAGGCACCAAUGUUACACUCUACACCUUGGCUCCCCCGGGUGUCAAGACUCCCAUCACUAGUUACGCGCCCCCACAAACACCAGGCCAGCCAGGAACUGUUUUCAUUCAGACGGUGGCCACUGAUGCUGAGUCUACCUCUGAGGAAGGCAGAAACGUGACUAUUUACACUGACGGCCCUGAUUCUCUUACUGCACCGUACACUACCUACUACCCUCCUGGGUCCCCUGGAGAUCCCGGAACCGUGCUCAUUGAGACUCCUCCUCCAGUUCCUACUGGUCCCGCCUCAGUAUCGGCAGUGCCCACCACUGACGAUUCGGCCAGUGGCAUUACAACACCUGCUUCGAGCAACCCCGAUGCACUCACCUUGACUCCGAGCGAUAGCAACGAUGACUUUACUGUCAUUGAACCGAACACCAGGUUCGCUGAUGCUAGCGAGAAUGUCACACAGAUUAUCCCCGCCACCGAUGGAACCCCCGGAACACAGAUCAUCUACACACCUGUGGAUACAUCGGGAGAGUCAUCCGCUGGUGCACCGGAUACUGACAGUUAUGUUACCAUCAGUGCGACAGUCACUAUUCCUGGAGAUCCCUCAACACGUACCGGGUCCGACUCCGACGCCGGAAGCGACGCAGGUACCACCGGCGCGGAAACCAAUGUCAUCAUUAUUCCCCCUAGUGGUACUGAGCCAGGAACGGUGCUCUCGCAAACUAGUGUUUACUUGGAUCAGGCUUUGGCUGAACACGGAAAUGUGACGAUCACAAGGACAGCACCCAGUGGUGUUACCACAAGGUUCACUACCUACUCACCCCCAGCUCAAAAAGCUGAUCCAGGAACCAUCAUCAUUGAGAUUCCAGACUACAAUGUCACCAUUACGCGGGCAGCCCCUACUGAUAUCACAACCACAAUCACAACCUACUCGCCUCCUGCAACGCCCGGCGACCCAGGUACCGUCAUCAUCGAGACGCCAGAUUAUAAUGUCACCAUUACCCGUGAGGCGCCCGCAUCGAUCACAAGUCUCCGCACAAGCUACGCUCCUCCAGGAACUCCUGGCGAUCCUGGCACUGUAAUCGUUGAAACUCCAAACAACGACUACAACGUGACCAUCACUCGUGGCGCCUCGAUUACAGCCCCCUAUACCACGUACUCGCCUCCUGGCGCCUCAGGAGAUCCAGGCACCAUUAUCGUCGAGACGCCAGAUUAUAAUGUCACCAUUACCCGAGAGGCACCAGCUUCGAUUACUGAUGUACGGACGACAUACAAUCCUCCAGGCACUCCAGGCGAUCCAGGAACUGUCAUCGUCGAGACACCAAACAAUGCCUAUAACGUCACCAUCACAAGGGCAGCUCCCGCUUCGAUUACUAGCAUAUAUACCACCUACUCGCCUCCAGGUGCUCCUGGUGAUCCUGGCACCGUUAUUGUUGAGACACCCGACUACAAUGUUACUGUUACUCGUGGUGCCUCGAUCACGGCCCCUUUCACAACGUACUCGCCGCCAGCUACACCUGGAGAUCCCGGUACAGUCAUUGUAGAGACACCCGAUUACAAUGUCACCAUCACACGAGAAGCACCAAGAACCGUCACAACCUUGCGUUCAUCGUAUGCCCCACCUGGAACUCCCGGUGAUCCGGGCACCGUUAUCAUCGAGACACCUCUUGGUCCUUACAAUGUGACGACGACUCGUGGUGCUUCAACGAUCACGGCGCCAUUCACAACUUACUCGCCUCCUGAUGGACCUGGCGACCCCGGCACCAUUAUUGUUGAAACCCCUGAUUAUAAUGUCACCGUCACCAGUGACGCUGACUCUUCGGACGCUGCAACAGAUAUUGUCACCAGGUAUAACCCUCCUGGCACCCCAGGUGACCCAGGUACCAUCGCCAUCAUCAUGCCGAACCAGAGAGUUGUGUCGACUUCUCAAGAUCCAUCCACUACCGAUGAUCCUGGACAAAACGUCACUGUCUACAGGCCUGGCCCACGAACGAUGACUGGUCCUGUCACUUCAUACAUACCUCCCGCGAACCGUGGCGACAACGGUACGGUAAUCAUCGAGACCCCCGGUUCUGCCACUCCUUCCAAUGUGACAAUGACCCAGACUAUCAGCACCAUUACGGCGAUCUACACUACCUACUCGCCGGCCGGUGCUGAAGAUGAUCCGGGAACUAUCAUCGUUGGAAUACCACCUGAUCGAAAUGUGACCAUCACAGAGGUGGUCAGCACUAUCACGGCUCCUUACACAAAAUAUUCUUCUCCUGGCUCGCCUGGCGAUCCCGGCACUGUCAUUAUUGAGGUGCCCCCCGACCACAACGUGACUGUCACUGAAGUCAUCAGCACUAUCACCUCUCCCCACACAAGGUACUCCGCGCCUGCAAACCGUGGAGAUCCUGGUACAGUGUAUAUCGAGCUGCCCCCAGAUUCCAAUACUACCAUCACAACUGAGGUGGAUUCACGAACAGCGCCUUAUACCACCUACUAUCCUCCCGGUUCCCAGGGAGAUCCUGGCACUGUUCUUGUUGAAUUGCCUCCUAGUCGCAACGUCACCAUCACGACCGAAGUCGCGAGCCGGACUGCCCCUUUUACAACAUACUCAGCGCCGGCCAACAAAGGAGAUCCGGGUACUAUCAUCGUCGAGAUGCCUUCUGACAGGAAUGUCACGGUCACGACCGAGAUGGCUAGUCUCACUGCUCCGUAUACUACCUAUGCAGCCCCUGCCAACAAGGGCGAUCCAGGGACUGUCAUCGUGGAAAUGCCACCUGACAGGAAUGUCACCAUUACAACUGAAGUGCCCACUCGCACCGCUCCGUAUACGACAUAUUCUGCUCCAGGAUCUCCAGGCGAUCCUGGCACCAUUAUCGUGGAAUUGCCUCCAGACCGCAACGUUACGAUCACUACCGAGAUCUCUAGUCUCACUGCUCCCUACACGACUUAUUCUCCGCCAGGAAGCAAGGGCGAUCCAGGCACAAUUAUCAUUGAAUUGCCUCCUGAUCGUAACGUGACUACCACGGAAGAGGUUCCUACGUUGACCGAGGCCUAUACUACUUAUUCACCACCGGGUAACCGCGGUGAUCCCGGCACUGUCAUUGUGCGACUCCCGCCUGACAGGAAUGUGACUAGAACGACCGAGAUCGCUACACUGACUGCUCCGUAUACAACCUAUUCUCCGCCCGCAAACAGGGGCGAUCCGGGUACUAUUAUCAUCGAAUUGCCUCCUGAUAGGAAUGUCACCACUACGGAAGAGGUCAGCACAAUCACCCGGGUCAGAACAACAUAUAUACCUCCUGCCAAUAGAGGAGACCCCGGCACAGUCGUUGUCCAAGAGCCUCCGGACACCAACACUACUAUCGUUGAUGUCGUGCCCACGAUCACACGCCCAGCCACUCGGUUUGUGCCCGCUGCCACGAAGGGUGAUCCAGGCACUGUCUAUAUCGAUGUGCCCCCGAACCACAAUGUGACAAUGACCACAACUGUCAGUACAAUCACUCGACCAAGCACAACGUUUGAACCCCCUGCUACUGAAGGCGAUGCAGGCACCGUGCUCGUCCAGAUGCCCCCUGAGUACAACGUCACCACAACUCAGACAAUUGAAACAAUCAGUAGGCCAGUCACUCGGUACUCCAGCCCUGCUGAGAUUGGCGACCCUGGCACUGUGUAUCUCGAUCUACCACCCGAGUACAACGUCACUGUCACAACCACGAUCUACAGCAUCACAAGACAGAGCACGACCUUUGCUUCUGGUGCUACCCAAGGAGAUCCUGGUACUGUCAUCAUUGAGAUGCCUCCUGAGUAUAAUGUGACUACAACACAGACUGUUGAGACAAUCAGCAGACCAGUCACUCGCUACUCGAAGGCCGGUACUAUCGGCGACCCCAACACUAUUUACGUUGACCUUCCGCCGGAAUACAAUGUCACUGUAACCACAACAGUCCCCACAAUCACGAGACAGUCCACGACAUUUACUCCUGCUGCUACUCAAGGCGAUCCUGGCACCAUCAUUAUCGAAAUGCCGCCCGAAUAUAACGUCACGACGACUCAAACCGUUGAGACCAUCAGCAGACCGGUGACUAGAUAUUCGAAGCCGGAUACUAUUGGCGAUCCCGGCACUAUUUUCGUUGACUUGCCGCCGGAAUACAAUGUUACCAUCACGACUACCGUCGACACAAUUACAAGACCUUCAACUACGUUUGCCCCAGCAGGUACCCAAGGAGAUCCGGGCACUAUAAUCGUCGAGCUUCCGCCUGACUCUAACGUCACAACAACUCAAACUAUCUCUACGAUCUCGAGACCCACAACCCGUUACUCUCGUCCAGGCACAGUUGGAGAUCCCGGUACCGUGUAUGUUGAUCUCCCGCCGGAAUACAACGUCACCAUCACCACGACCAUCGAGACCAUCACAAAGCCUUCAACCACCUUUGCUCCAGCUGGAACUCAGGGCGAUCCUGGCACUAUCAUUGUUGAGCUCCCCCCUGAUUCCAAUGUCACGGUCUCAUCAACAGUCCCCACCAUCAGCCGCCCUGCCACACGCUUUGCAAGCCCUGCAGCCGUGGGUGAUCCUGGCACCGUUUAUGUUGAUCUGCCGCCGGAGUAUAACGUCACUACAACUGAGACUGUCAGCACUAUCAGCCGUGUCCGCACAACCUUCAAUCCAGCUGCAACCGAAGGCGACCCAGGCACUAUCCUAGUCGAGGUUCCAGUUGACUACAACGUCACAACCACUGAGUUGAACAGUGCGAUUAACAGGGUUAGGACUACCUAUAUGCCUGCUGGUACGCAAGGUGACCCAAAUACCGUCCUUGUUGAGAUUCCCCCUGACUACACUAUCACAACAACCGAGACUGUCACUUCAAUUACUCGAGUCCGAACUACUUACAUGACUGCCGCGACGCAGGGUGAUGCCAACACGGUUCUUAUCGAGGUCCCCCCGGACUACAAUGUCACAUCCACGGAGACUGUCAGUUCGAUCAACAGGAUCAGGACGACUUAUAUGCCUGCCGGAACCCAGGGUGACCCUAAUACCGUCCUUGUCCAAGUUCCUCCUGAUUACACUGUCACAACUACUGAAACCAACAGUGGUAUCAGCCGUAUCCGAACUACUUAUAUGACUGCAGCGACGCAGGGUGACCCCAACACGGUCCUUAUCGAAAUCCCUCCUGAUUAUAACGUCACGUCAACCGAGACUGUCAGUUCGAUCAACAGAGUCAGGACAACGUAUAUGCCCGCCGGAACCCAGGGUGAUCCCAACACGGUCCUUAUCCAGGUUCCUCCUGACUAUACCGUCACGACCACCGAGACCAACAGUGGUAUCAGCCGUGUCAGGACCUCAUAUAUGACUGCUGCAACACAGGGCGAUCCCAAUACGGUCCUCGUUGAGGUUCCGCCGGAUUAUAAUGUCACAUCAACCGAAACCAUCAGCACGAUCAACAGGGUCAGGACAUCAUACUAUCCCGCCGGCACCCAAGGAGAUCCCAAUACGGUUCUCAUUCAAGUUCCUCCUGAUUACACUCUGACAACGACGGAAACCAACAGUGCGAUCACUCGGGUCAGGACCACAUAUAUGCCUGCUGCCACCAAGGGCGACCCGAACACGGUUCUCAUUGAAGUCCCACCGGAUUCCAAUGUGACGACAACCCAGACCAACAGUGCAAUUAGUCGCAUUAGGACCACCUAUAUGCCAGCGGGCACUCAGGGUGAUCCCAAUACCGUACUCAUUGAGGUCCCUGUCGACUAUAACGUGACCACCACCCAAACCAACAGUGCGAUCACGCGGGUUAGGACCACCUAUAACCCGGGUGCAACUCAAGGCGACCCUGGAACAGUUUUGGUUCAGGUCCCAGUUGACUAUAACGUAACAACCACUCAAACUGUCAGCACAAUCAGCCGAGCUAGAACGACAUACAACCCUGCCUCUGUUCAAGGUGACCCUAAUACAGUCCUUGUGCAGGUGCCCGUUGACUACAAUGUCACUACUACUCAAACAGUCAGCACGAUCAGUCGGGUCAGAACAUCAUACUACCCAGCUGCCACUCAGGGUGACCCUAACACGGUCCUGGUCCAGGUCCCAAUGGACUAUAAUGUCACAACUACUCAAACUGUUAGCACAAUCAGUCGGGCGAGAACGACAUACAAUCCUGCCUCUGUUCAGGGUGACCCCAACACAGUCCUUGUACAGGUGCCUGUCGACUACAAUGUCACUAGCACUCAAACAGUCAGCACGAUCAGCCGGGUCAGAACGUCUUAUUACCCAGCUGCCACUCAAGGCGACCCCAAUACGGUCUUGGUCCAGGUCCCAAUGGACUACAACGUGACAGUUACCCACACAAUCACCACUAUCAGUCGUGUGAGGACAACAUAUGGUCCUGCUGCCACACAAGGAGACCCUGGAACCAUCUACGUGGACGUACCGCCGGAGUACAACGUCACUGUCACUUCAACUGUCAGUACGAUUUCGAGAGCAUAUACCACCUAUUCUGCGCCUGGUACACAAGGUGAUCCAGGCACCAUCUGGGUAAGGCUGCCGCCUGCAUAUAAUGUAACAACCACUCAGACUGUCCCCACAAUCACUCGUAUGUCUACAACAUAUGCUCCUCCAGCUACACAGGGUGAUCCCGGAACCUUCAUUGUGCAGGUUCCCCCUGACCGUAAUGUCACUACCACUGAGACUGUUCCCACGAUAUCUCGACCUGCAACCAGAUAUGUGGCCCCGGCUACUCAGGGAGAUCCAGGUACAGUUGUGGUGCAGAUGCCACCACAGUACAAUGUCACGACAACACAAACAGUAUCAACUAUCUCUCGCGUGGCUACUGCGUAUAACCCCCCAGCUACACAGGGAGAUCCAGGUACUAUUGUUGUGCAAAUGCCCCCUUCGUAUAACGUCACGUCAACGCAGACUGUUUCAACCAUAUCCCGACUUACAACUGCAUACUCAGCCCCUGCUACACAAGGUGACCCCGGAACCGUCUGGGUCCGGGUACCUCCUGAGUAUAAUGUCACGUCUACGACUACGGUCUCAACUAUUUCUCGCCUCACAACCACAUACGCACCCCCGGCUACUCAGGGUGAUCCGGGUACUUUCAUCGUAAGAGUACCUCCAUCUUACAACGUCACCACGACUGAGACCGUGUCAACCAUUUCACGUGUUGCAACAGCCUACUCACCGCCGGCCACCCAAGGAGAUCCAGGUACUGUCAUUAUACAGAUGCCUCCGGCUUAUAAUGUCACUACCACAACCACUGUCUCAACUAUUUCCCGGCUUACAACAACUUACGCACCGCCAGCUACCCAAGGCGACCCAGCCAGCACUAUCACCCGACCUACUACUGUCUUUGCGCCUGCACAAACUCAAGGCGAUCCCGAUACUGUCAUCGUGCAAUAUCCCCCUCCUUACAACGUCACGGUCACUACAGCUGGACCGACAACGCUCACUGCACGAUACACUACAUAUUCACCACCUGGCCAACCUGGCGAUCCCGGUACCGUCAUCGUCGAGAUGCCACCGAGUCGCACAGUCACAAUCACUACAAACGGUGGCACUACAAUCUCUACCCCUGUUACCUCCACUUAUGCUCCGGGUGAGCCUGGCGACCCUGCCACCGUGGUCAUCGCAACCCCAGCUCCCCGAUCUACUACAUCUACAACAUCUUCCAGGCCGCUCACCACCAGCAGCACUACAACUACUGCGCCGGCAGCCACUGUAUCCUUCAAUUGUGAUGUAUACGGUUACCUCAUGCAGAAGACGGCUCUCUACCGUGUCGAGAUCACAUCUGGUAAGACAACCCUUAUUAAGAGUGAUGUCGGUCCUGGUGGUUGGAUCAACGCCAUCGGUUACAACCGUUUCGACAACUACAUCUACGGUAUGCACAUGGACGACACGGGCUCUCAAGUUAUCCGUAUCGGCGGCGACGGUGGUUGGACACUGCUCGGCACUCGUACCAAUGAUCGUCUCGUCCAGAUGGGUGAUAUCGAUAACCAAGGUCGCUUCUGGAUCUCGAACCAGGGAGAAGGCUGGUGGUGUAUCGAUCUCAUGCCUGGCUCAUCCACUUACGGCAAGAUUCUCAUGAGCGGCACCGCCAAGAACCCUCUCAACUCUGCCGAUUGGGCCUUCGUCCCUGGAGGAGGCGACUUCAUGUACUCCAUCAUGUACGACGACCAGGGCAAGACAUCCACGCUAUGCAAGUUCAGCCGUACGACAUACACAUGGACAACCAUCCAGGGCUUCGGUAUGAUUGCUGGUCAGAACGUAUGGGGAGCUGCCUAUGCCUCGCAAGACGGAAACCUCUACGGUUCAGAGAACACCAGCGGUCAGAUUUGGAAGUUCCCUAUCGCCCCUUCGAUUGGAACUCCAAAGUUCCUGGCCACAGGUCCAUCGUCAUCCUGGAACGAUGGUGCAAGAUGUAUCGACAGUCAGACCCUAUAA